Molecule: messenger RNA, 1509 nt
Organism: Drosophila navojoa
Lineage: Eukaryota; Metazoa; Arthropoda; Insecta; Diptera; Drosophilidae
Gene: tbrd-2
Product: testis-specifically expressed bromodomain containing protein-2
Biological process (GO): regulation of DNA-templated transcription; chromatin remodeling
Cellular component (GO): chromatin; nucleus
Source: RefSeq, a predicted model, not a curated record
GGGCAGAAGUCAAUCGGAUGUUGAGACUGUUGGGAGCUGUAUCAUCAUCAUCUUCUCUGUCUCCACAAGGAUCGGUUAUCGUAGAACCGAAAACAUAUUAUGUCGCUUGCUGUCAAAUUGCGAAUACCAAACCGCGUUCAGCCAGAUGUGAUUCCGUUCUUUGGCUCGGUGGGCGUCUACACCAACAAGAUGCACUACAUGCGGCAGCAGCUGCUCGAGGAGCUGCCCUCGAAGCCGUUCGCCCUGGACUUUAUGCAGCCCGUCGACUCGGAUGCCCUGAAGGUGCCCACCUACUACACGAUUAUACAGUGGCCCAUGGACUUGGGCACGAUUAUGAAGCGUCUGCAGAAUCUCUAUUAUCAGAGUGUCGAAGAUUUGAUUAGCGACUUUCGGCUAAUCUUACGAAAUUGCUAUACAUUCAAUCGACCCGGCGAUAUUGUCUAUCGCAAUGGCCAGAAGCUGGAGCGAUUCUUUUUGCGUAUCCUAAAGAAUAUGCCCGAAGGCCCCGAGAUGCCCUUGAACCGCGAUCCCCGUGCGCCCUGCAGCCCGCCCAACAGUCAGAGGACCACAGCGUUCAUCGAGCGCAAGUGCCGCGAGCAGCUGAAGAAGCUGCAGGCCUCCAAUGCCGAGCACUCGGAUGCCGAUUUUCGCGACUUGCUCAAGGAGAAGCUGAGCGGGGUGUCGAAGCAGCUGAGCAAGCACCAGUUCAAGAUUCACGAGGACUUCAAAUUGGAGCUGGACAUCAUGCUGCUGAAGUCGUGCAAGCGGGCAAAGGGCGUAUUCGAAGGCAUAUACCAGCAGUCGCUGGACAGCGUCGGCCAACUCACGCAUCAGAAGGAACUCAGCCAGCUCUUCUUCCUCCUGCAAAAGAACGACGAUUGCGCGCGACUGGAGCAAAAGCCGCAGACCAUCAAAUGGGAGGACAGUCUGGUGGAUUGUCUGGAUACGACGGUGAAGAGAUUUAAGGACAAGCUGGAAGCUUGCCGCUUGGAGGAGGAGGAGGAGGAGGCGGAACAGGCAAGGCUCAAGAAAUUGAGGGCGGCCGAACGCGAGAAGAAACGCGCCAAGAGCAAGCGGUCCUACUCCACGAUCAACGAUAAGCAAUUGAGCUACGUCAGCGAAGCCGAACGUCGCACCAUCCAGCAGCAGUUCCUGAUGCUGCCGACGAGCACUAAGAUAGAAAUAAUGCGCACCAUUGCCCAGAGGGAGAAUAUAUCCGUCGAGACAACGAACCUGGAAUGGUUCGAUAUCAAAAACUUCAGCUCCAUCACUGUGAACAUGAUGAAGAAGGCCAUGUAUCCGCACACCAAGCUCAACUUGCGCAACAUGAAGCCCGCCGAGAAGGAGAAUCUGCAGCGCUGCCUCGAGAACCGUCUGCAGAACAUCAACCAGGUGCUCAAUCGCAGUCGACGCAAGUACACACAGCGACUGCAGGCCCGCUCCACUGCCCCGGCCCGGAAACGGGCGCGCAUCUCCACCAACUCUCAAUUCGACGUGCACAACUAUUGA